CGAGCGUUACGUGUGUGAGCGUUGUACGUGUGCAAGGAAAGCACCUCGGGGUGGGGUGGGGAGGGGGGAACAAGGUGAAGACAACAGAGUGGAGCCUGGGGGGGUGGAGGUAAGGGGGGGGGAAGCAGUUUGUGCGGACAUCCAGACGAGGAUAGCCGGAGCGCACCGGGUGCUUCUCCGUCCUGGACACGAUUUUGCCUUUUCAUUACCAGUGGUGGUGAGACCAGAGGGUUAUUCCCUGCAGAGGGAACGCUGAAGGAACAUCAUGGCAUUAGCGGGAUGCCCUGACUACUUCUUACGUCAUUCGAACUACCAGGAAAGGAUGGACCGCACUUCCACUCGCAGGCCUGACGAGCUUAUUGUUCCUGGCUUUCAGCGCUCAGCCAGUCAGAAUUUGCCACAUCACCAUGAUGAUGACGUGGAUCUGGAGCAGCUGGUGAAUGACAUGAACUCCUCUAUGGAGAGUGUGUACUCCACACAGACAGACACGGCGGUUCUUCUAAACAACGGCCACGCCCCUCACCACCACCAUCAGGUGCACUCUUCCUACCUGGGACACAGCCGUCGCCACACCCCAGCCCUGCCCUCUUCUUCCCCCUCCAGAGAAAGGCUGAGACACUCUCAACCCAUGCACAUCAAAGCUGUCAGGAACCUGCAGGAAGAGCACCAGCUGCGUCCAGCCUCGCUGCCAGCCAUCCCCAACCCUUUCCCUGAGCUCUGCAGCCUAACUGGAUCGCCUAUUCUGAGCCCCAUACAGACCUCUGACAACCAUAACGAGGUGAGCCGCGUCUCCAGGAUGCUGUGGACAGAGUGCAGACUUCCCGUGGCAGAGCCAGGAAUACGGCUGGGAACAUCUGCAGGUCGGAUCUCUCUGAACCUUCUGAAUCCGUCUGCUGGCUCCGGCAAGACAGGCGCCCUUUUCCGGUUCACACGCUUCAACCUCGUGUGCCCUCAUUCAGAGAGAUGUGUGGAGGACCACGAGCUGGUGGUUCAGGUUCAAGCCUCCAUGAGCGGUGACAGUAAAUUCCUCUUCAGGAAGAAUUAUGCCAAAUAUGAAUUCUUCAGGAACCCCCUGAACUUUUUUCCGGAGCAGAUGGUGGCUUUUUGUCAGGAGUCUGAUGGCUCAAUUCCUCCGUCACAGCUCUUACAGAACUUUCUGAACUCGAGCAGCUGUCCAGAGAUUCAGGGCUAUCUGCAUGUGAAAGAGCCGGGACGCAAGUCCUGGAAAAAGCUCUACAUGUUCCUGCGCCGCUCCGGCCUUUAUUACUCCACUAAAGGAACAUCCAAGGAGCCCCGGCACCUGCAGGUACUGUCCGACCUGGAGGACAGUAACGUCUUCACCGUCAUCACGGGCCGAAAACUUCACAACGCCCCCACAGACUACCAGUUCUGCAUCAAGCCCAGCAAAGUGAGGAGCGACUGCAAGGAACUGAAAAUGCUGUGUGCGGAGGACGAGCAGAGCAGGACUUGCUGGAUGACUGCCUUCAGGCUGUUCAAAUACGGAAUAGUGCUGUAUCAGAGCUACAACGUGCCCCAGCAGAGGAAGUCUAACCUCUCGCCUUUUACUGCACCUGUGCGAAGCGUAUCUGAGAAUUCCCUGGUUGCCAUGGACUUCUCCGGGCGGACCGGUCGCGUCAUCGACAACCCCAUCGAGGCCCAGAGCGCCGCCCUGGAAGAAGGGCAUACCUGGAGGAAAAGGAGCCAGCGUAUGAAUGUCUUGGGCAGUCCCAGUCCUCUGCAUCCAUCUUCUCUGAGCACAGUGAUUCACAGGACACAGGUGUGGUUUCAUGGUCGUAUCAUGAGAGAGGAAGCCCACAAAAUGAUGAUACAACAAGGCCAAGUCGAUGGGUUAUUCUUGUUGCGGGACAGUCAGAGUAAUCCCAAGGCAUUCGUGCUCACCUUGUGCCACCACCAGAAGAUCAAGCACUUCCAGAUCCUACCGUGUGAGGAGGACGGUCAGGUAUUCUUCAGCCUCGACGACGGCGCCACCAAGUUCACCGAUCUGAUUCACCUGGUGGAGUUUUACCAGCUUAACAGAGGAGUGCUGCCCUGCAAGCUCAAACACCCCUGCACCGCUGUGGCCUUGUGACACUCCUCCCCCCAAACCUUUCUUUGCACACCUCUCUCCCUGAGAUCCCCCUCCCUCCCCUUCUGUCCCCUUUACCCCUUCCCUUACCAACGCAGUGGGGGUUGAGGAGAUGGAGAAAAGUUACGUCUUGUUUUGCGGAUGUGAACAACUCUGCAGGAGCCGGGACUGGAAGUCGAUGUCCCCCAGUGGGUAACGUUCGUCUCCACCUUACUGCUGCUUGGUUGCUUGAAUGAGAGCUGUUGGGACAGGCCAAGUGUCGAAGACUGUGGACUCCUGCGGUUGUUUUGUUAUUGGUGUUCAGACCCCAGAAAAAGACCAGCGUGAUGUGAAACCUCAAGAUGGCUACAGUAUGUUUCCAGUGGGUCUCUUGGAUGGAUCCCUUCCUUUAGAGUCCCAAACCUUUCAAACCCACCCACCUUCCCCAUCCUCCAGGCCUGAUAAGCUGUGGUGCCCGCCCUGUCCUCGAUACCGAGGUGGGCGGGGAGCGCCACCUUCUGACUUCCUCAAUGAUCAUCAGGGAUGGACGGGAACCUCCCUGGGUCCCAUCAAACUUGAUCCAGGAGUUUUCUCAACCUGUGCAGUCCAGUCUGGAUAAGCUGACACCCUGCCCUCCACCCCCCGGAAACACCUUAGCGGGGCAUGACGUGGCAUCGCUGCCGUGUCCCGACCCACAGACCCCUGAUGCAACCCCAAUCCCGCCUCCACACGAGCUCAGAAAAAAGUCGGGAGAGAAACGAGAAGUCGCUGAAAGGCAAGACGAGCAGAGCAGGGGCGAGGGUUUGCUGAAAGGACAGAGGAAUGUUUAUCAGGAAGGCUGUACAAGCCUCUCUUGUAGAGUUGAUUACUUGAUGUCAUUUUAAUGCUGUUUUAUUACUGUUGAUUCAAUGAAGAACUUGUUUUGCACUCCCGAGCGGACAGACGACAGCUCUUUAGCUAAGAGAAGCUGCCUCCUCUUCCUCCUUCACUCCCCUUCUGAAAAGCACGCAUGUGAAUUUCCAUCAGCUCUGACUGGAUUACGGUGGUGUGGGAGCACAGUCACAUCAUGCAGUGCUUUCCAGUAAGGUUUAAGAACAUCUAACUAACCUCCCCAGCCGUGUGUGUCGUACCAACAAGACCACAACAAUUAAAAAACAUGAAUGUGCUCUUGAACCAGCUGUAGGUGUCUCAAGACUUUAAGGAAGAAGAGGAAGAUUUUCAAAUAGACUCACUUAAAAGUGUGUCGAGCCCAAGCUUUCUACUAUUUCGGUCUUUUUUUUUUCCAAUCAAAAUGGUUAUUUUAUCUGUUGGUGAAUUUGUCUUUGAAUGUUUUCCUUUUACUAAAUAAUUUCUGAGCUCUCUGCUUGCACAUUUUUAAAAAAUCAGCCUGAUUUGUUGUCGAUGGGUUGGAGCUGUCGUGUUCGGAUUCUGACCACUGUUCCCUCGUUGAAAGCAACAAAAGCACUCUCGAAACUUUUAUUAAAAACAUUUUAAAUAUGAAAUUUGAACAAAUUACUUGAAAUGUGAACUCAGUUGUCUGUGUGUCAACAAGCAGUCAAAUGAGCUUCACUCGCCUUAAGUGAAAAUUGUGAGCCUUGUGUAUAAAAUUGAAGCUAUGUUUUAAAAAGUAAUGCACAUAGAGUAACACGUUUGGGAUUUUUUUUUUUCAGGGGUGGUGGAAGAACAUCAUGAGUGGGAGAAAUGGUGGGAGAUUUGGGAAACAGUCCUUUUUUGCUUUCUUGUCAAGAAAUGUAACACGCUUACAGGAUCUGUACGUUAAAUAUGAGGCUAAUGCUAGCGUGACUAGCAGUCUUGACUCUGUGCAGUUAGAAAAUCUGCCUAAAGCCACCUCUAAAGCUCAGUAAUCAACAUGUUUUAUCAUCUUGGAAACAGCAGUUUGUGAAAGUUAUCUGAUGUUUUUACUGAGCUUGGCUAGCUGGCUGUAGACUGCUAGCUAGCAUCACACAUAACUAGCUAGCUUCUCAUCUCUGCCUUCUUUUCUAACAGGAAAGCAAAAAAUAUAUUUUCCAAAAGGUCUAAAAGAUUCCUGUAAAGUGAAAAUCCAUUGGAACAAAACUUUGAAAACAUGUGCUGGUGAUGCAAUCUCAGAUCUGGAUAAAAUGUCAGUCAACUCUAUAUUUAGAUAUUUCCAUUAGCUGCAUGAAGUGAGCACCAUUGCUAAACAUCAACAGGGUCGCUAAAUUACAAUCAAGCAGAAAUGGCUUCUUUCUUGAUUUCACAACCAAUCCAUCAAACAACAAAUCCACCGCUACAUAGACAUAGGAAGCUAACAUUACAGAGGGGUUUCACUUAGUUUAGUAGUACCAGGUCAUUGUUUGAGUAAAUUAAGGGCCAGCAAGUAUUUGUUUUUGUUCUUUCAUUUUGAAAAAGUAAAAGUAUUCAAUUAUUCAAGCUUCUCAAAUAACAGGUUUAGUGAACUGAACCUCCAGUUUCAGAUUGUUGUACUAGCUGUCACCUUUGGUUCUUGAGAUUUUUUUUCAUUCUUUAUUUUUUGUAGACGCGUGACCCCUAACCAUGUGACAUUAACUUGUUGGCCAUUUUGGACAUGUGACAAUGUAGGAUAAAGUGAACAAGGCCCCAAUCACACAAGCCUACAGACUGGUCUGCAACCAGCUGGAAACCACUGGUCAUGAUGGGGAAAUAACUUGAAUGCUUGCAAGUAGUUAAUGGAGGUUGAUGGUUUUCACUCGAAAAAUAAAGUCUCAGUCACACAUGCAUUCUGAGUGGUCAGUGACCCCUAUUUUUCCCCAAUGACCCACCUGUCAGUAUGGAAAACAUUUUGGAAACUGUAAAAAGUGCAGCAACAAAAGGAAACAAGGAGUAUUUGCUUUUAUGUAAAAGUUGUCCUUUUUUGAAACAUGCUGGUUGUAGAUCUCAAGCACAACUUUUACUUUGAAGAAGGAAUCCUCUCUAUCUCUGGUUUGUGAGAUAGAGAUUUACUACUGCUCAGAGAGUAAUUACAAAGAUCUUUCAGACAUACAUGACACGCAGUGAUGCAAAUAUGCUAGCAACCAAAGGAGUCAUUGGGAGGUUUCCAUUAUAGCAUCUACUUUGGAACUGAUUUCACCCAGCGAGAGCCACCAACCUCCUGGAAGUACUACCAACCAGUCCGUAAAUAUGUUUCCCUGACAACCAGUGGUUGUAUCGUUUCUAAAUUGAUGCCACGUGAGAAAUCUCAGUACACCAAAAAUUGACCAAAAUCUUCUAAAUUGACUAAAUUGGAUAUUAGCGAUGGUUAGUCUGUAGGUCUAGCUGCUGUGAUAGUAGAUGUCAUGGAAAACAUUUGUCACGUGAAUGUGUCCAAAAUGUGUUACCAUUUUACUGUUUCGGUUUCCUUGAAUUUUUGGUUGAACGCUAGCUUUAUACUAGAACAUACCACAUGUAUGUUGCAGAGAACGAGUUUGCUAAUUGGUGGCUAAAUGCUAAACACAGAACCUUAACCUUAUGCCCAAUCUUAGCAUUCAUGGUUCAAAACUCAUUAAAGUGGCAUCAGUUUGUGAAUCAGUCGGUAUCAUAAGCUUUUUUCCCCCUCUACCCUUCCCUCCAUUUUUUUUGUGUCAUUUGGUCCCAUUACUGGCUUUUUGUUGAGGGAACCAGGGUAACGCUAACUUUUGGAUUCACCUACAUAGGAUCAUCCCACAGGCGCUCCUUAAGCAGUCUGGAAAAUGAACUGAAAACUACACAUAGCAGGUAAAGCAGAAAAAGUUGGUCUACUGAAAAUAAACGAGCUGUCAUCAACCAAUUCAUGACAUGUAGGAGAAAAUGCCAAUUGUUGACGCUGUUGCCAGGUCUCUAAAAAUGAAUCUGUAAUAGUCAGCAUAGAGAUCAGUUCCAAAGAAUUAGAUUCACAUAGAAAUUCCUCUUGAAGUAGCUUAAACAGAUCACGAGUUAGUUUAUUUUUAACCUUAUUUAUAGUAACAGGAAAAAGAUGCCCAAGAAAGGAGACGAGGAACCCUUUUGUCAUUCCGACUGUCACAUGACCAACUGAACCCGUGUGACAUAACACCUGCUUUUGUGCAGCACUCGUCCCGCCCUCACCUGCAGUUUCCAUCCAUCCUACCCCAGAUUCACAGGGUUAGAAUGAGAUCGACAGACUCUAAGCACCGACACUGAUACACACACAGACACACACACACAAUCCACUGCCGCCACCAGCCAACUAAUCGCGUGACUUAAACAACUCACCAGCUCUGCAAUCCACCAAUCAGGCCUUUUUGGUCAGUCAGGUCAGACUCUCUCCAGGGAUUGGAUAAUGCUUGAAUCCCCCGCCCCCCUCUCCCACCUGUGUCCAGCCUGUAAGCUAUAUGACCCUGUGGUAAAUGUAUGUGUUGGUGUGCGGAUGACCAGACUGUUAUAUUCACUCUUCAGGAAGUCUGCUGGCUAACGCGCUUGCCCUUUUAGAGGCGGUAAAAAGACAGUCUGGUAAAGUCGGGGGGGUAAGCUGCAGAUUUAGAGGAGACGGGAGUUUGACUGGAAGUUUCCCAGCAUUCCCAGUCAUCAGUACAGGUUCUUCCCUGUCUGACAGAGGAUGAAAGCCACGUCACUAUGGGUCAGCGGGGACAAAAUCACCGUCCUCCCUCCAUUUUUUUUUAAGUCACUGUGCUACAAUGCAAUCGUUCACAGAAGUCCAAUCAUAUGAAUAUAUACCAGUAUAAAGUCUUGUUUUCAAAGUAUGUGAAGCUAUGGAGAAGAUGUAGAUCUAACACUGUACCUAGGUCACAGAUCACUAUGUAUGGGCUGUUAUGCUUUUGCUCAUAACUCCAUGUAAAAUGAAGAAUGAUUUGUUUUUUCCUUUUUUUUAUUAUAUGAUUGUGUGUAUGACUUUAUUGUGUAUUGUCUUUGGUUUGCCACAAAAUGACGUAUACCACAGCAUAUACAGUAUUAAUUAAAUUAAACAUAUUUUUUUUUUAUUUUAAGAAAUCAAACUGGAUUUUUGGCACGUGUCAAAUUUCUGAACUUCAGUUGUGUUUAUAAGCUGACAGGCUGUCGGAGUCUUCAUCUCUGCCAGGUUUCAACUCUUUCAGUAUUCCCUCUCUGUCAUUUAUACUCCAUGUUUGGAUAUUAAGCCCACACACACACACACACACAGAGCAUUGUUUUUUGAUGGAGAGCGCACACGCUAAUUCUUAAGCUUUUCAUCACAAGUAGUGCAAUUAUAAGCUGUAGCUCCAGAGGAUUGUGCAUCUCAUUAUAAUGUCUAUGUUGUGUGAUUAUUUUUCUUAAAGGUGCGUAACAUUUUUUUGUAUUCUCUCGCAGCACGUGCCUCUUUCUGAAACGGUCACAGCUCCCUAGUUGCCGUCCGUCCACUCUCACACUGCGUUUCAAAUUAGCUGUGACUGUGAAAUGCAGCCUUACCGGAACUAAAUGCUAAUGUGGACGUCACACGUCAGUCCCACUGAACUUCGGUGACUUACACUAUAGGUGCAAGUGAAGCUAACUCAGUGUUUUUAUUGCUGGGUCAAAGUCAUCAUAAGUUGAAGUCAAAUAUAAAAUUUCAGGGAGGAAAAAACAAAAACAAAGGAUCAAAUGAACUGUAAUCAUUUUUUCUCACGUACGCUCCUCCACUGUGCUUUGCUUCAUUCUGUCUGUGCGGCUCCUGGAUCUACAUUGUAUCCUUUUCAGGUAUUUUUUGUACAAAUAAGGGACUGAUAUAUUCUCUGUUUAUUGGAAAUUAGAAUAAAAGACAACAUUGCUAUAAACCAAA
Messenger RNA from Neolamprologus brichardi, 7790 nucleotides. The record is from RefSeq and is a predicted model, not a curated record. Lineage: Eukaryota; Metazoa; Chordata; Actinopteri; Cichliformes; Cichlidae.